UAAUUUUUUGGUUGUUUCAUUUGUGAAUUAGUACCUACAUCAUGAAUUGGAUCACUUGUCUUCCUUUCCUCGUUGGAUGUUUGAGCAUUCCCUUAGAUGCCAUUCAACCAAUUGACAAUUACGUUGAAGGUACAUUGGAUUAUGUUCCAAUCAAUCGAAAUUUUACUAGUCCACCGCACAGACGUGCGAAAAGAGCCGCAUCGACUGGCCCUGCCGUAGUUGAGUUGGUAAUCGUAACGGAUAAAGAAUUUGGGGACAUUUUUCAACAAGAUUAUUUCAAAAUUUUGAAUUAUUUGACUGCGUUCUUGUGGGACGUAAACAUGAGAUACAAAACGCUGUUGAACACAGACAUCUCAUUCCGACUCAAUGGACUGUUAACACAGACAACCAAAGAAUCGCAACCAUUCAUAGAAAAUUCGAGAAGAAGUAGUGAUGGAAAACUGGUAUUCGGAGAUGCUUUGGAAUCGUUUAGUAAAUGGAUGUAUGCUAGGCGAGACUGGCUGCUUAAAUUUGAUAUGGCUCUUCUCAUCACUAACACACCUGCUGAAAGGUUAGGUGGUUUGGCAAAUUUCGGAGGAGCUUGUUACCAAGAUGCAGCGAAUGGCAAAGACUUUGGUACAGUAGUUAUUACAGAUAGUGGCGCUUUUACCGGUGUACCAGCCGCAGCUCAUGAGAUGGCCCAUAAUUUAAAAGCUCCUCAUGACGACGAAGUUGAUUGUCCCUAUGGUUUUAUUAUGAGUGGAGAUUUAGGACAGGACGGAGACAGCAGAUAUUUCUUUAGCAAAUGUACUGAUGCCGCUAUAAGUGCGUUUAUCAACUCCCCCAAUGGUGAUUGCCUUAAAAGGUACGAUGGCUAUGAAACCACUCCAAUGGACAGAAACUUUUCCACUCCGAAAGCCGGGCCUAUGCUAGAUAUGUGUAGAGCAUCUUUAGGUCCGACCACUUCGAUUGAUGAGUCUUCUACAUCUAAUUAUUGUAAGAAUGUGCAGUGCAUAUACAACGGUCAUGAUCUACCAAGGGUACCAGUUGAAAAUAUUCAAUGUGGUAACAGUGGUAGAUGUUUUAGAGGUAAAUGUCGACCCGAAAGCAAAUUAUUAAAGAACGAAGCAAGUGGUUUUUGCAUGAACACGGACAAUCGUUUGUUCGGUUACAUGGUUCCUGCUAGAAUGUUUCAGUGUCCAUCUGCAAAAGACAAAACACCACUCGAAACAAUAGAAAUUAAAACUGCCCAAUCUGGACAAAAAUUGUUGGCAACACCGUUCCUGUAUAACGAUAACCAAGAAUCUGGUGAUCGAUGCUUUUGGACGGGACAGAACGAAGGCGACAUGUUAUGGACUGACAGAUGUGGUAGUAACACCAAUCCUUGGCACUACUGGGAUCUGAAAACGAUUGACGGGAAUCCGGAUAGGUUUCAGUUAGUCCACAGUGUUACGGGAAGAUGUGCUCGUGUAAUGUCGAAUGCAAGUGACUCCUAUAUUUACUCGACUCAAUGUGGUACAGACAGCAGUAUGGUUUGGAGUUGGACAGACGGAGUAUAAGAAAUGUAAUGAAAGAUAAGUGUUGGCUGAUGGAUGUUAGUAUACAUAGUGGACGUAUAAAAGUGUUAUCAGAAUGCUUUUUUCCGGACAUACUUCUUCGCCCAUGUUCGUUUACAUAUGGUGCGUAUGUUAACUAACAUAAAACACGUAUGCUUGCUCAGUGAGCAAUGCUCACGCAUCCGAAAUUAAAACAUUUUCCUAGACUUUU
Molecule: messenger RNA, 1746 nt
Organism: Bradysia coprophila
Lineage: Eukaryota; Metazoa; Arthropoda; Insecta; Diptera; Sciaridae
Product: A disintegrin and metalloproteinase with thrombospondin motifs like
Biological process (GO): membrane protein ectodomain proteolysis
Molecular function (GO): metalloendopeptidase activity
Source: RefSeq, a predicted model, not a curated record